Molecule: messenger RNA, 865 nt
Organism: Oncorhynchus nerka (sockeye salmon)
Lineage: Eukaryota; Metazoa; Chordata; Actinopteri; Salmoniformes; Salmonidae
Product: protein FAM180A
Exons: 3
Coding region: 132-674 (180 amino acids)
Source: RefSeq, a predicted model, not a curated record
UUAUGAGCCAAUUGGCCCUCAUGCCUUUUUCCUAGGUGGAAGAAUGUAUGGCAUUCUAGCCUAGACUCGUGGCUAUCGGACUGAGUUUUAUUGAAGAGUAGCAAAGGAUAGACGGAGACAGUGAAAUCAUCAUGCAAUCAGAGGUAUACAGUCAUAAAAGAGAGAUGGUGGCAAAACCUCGACCAAGAGUUCUCAUAUGGGUCACCGUAGCGAUGGUGUGGUGUCAAGAUCUUUUAGAAGAUGUGUCUGGUGCCGUACAUGGCGGUCUUCCUUCCCAGGGCUUGGGCCAAUCCAUCACUGAUUCAAACCUGAUGUUUGAGUUCUUGUUGGGUGGAGUAGAGAUCGACAAAGACAACAACAUCGCUCUGCUGGACCUGGAGAUGGCAUCUAUGAGGCAGGGACGAGCUUUCCUGGCUCACAUCAACGACAACAUCCCCAAGACCCUCUCUUCUAUGGAGCAGAUGGUGAAGGACCUGGAGGACAAGAGAGGGCCUCUCCCUCUCGCCCAACCCCGCUUUGAGAGCCUCAUCCUGGGCAUGGUCUACUCUGCUCACCAGGCCAAGCUCCAUGAGAGAGAGAAGGACCAGGAGAAAUGGGGAGAGGUGCUGAUACGUCUGGCUAAUAUUACAGUCAACGAGCUGCGUAGACUGGAGACCAUCACAAUAUUCACUUAGAUUAAGAUACAGACUGUUCAUUAGCCUGGUCCCAAGCUUGUAAUUAUCUUUUUUAAUACAGUGUACAAAAGGAUAUAUACAGUAACAGUCAAACGUUUAGACACACCUGCUCAUUCAAGGGUUUUUCUUCAUUUUUACUAUUUCCUACAUUAUAGAAUAAUAGUGAAGACAUCAAAACUAUGAAAUAACAC